AAAAACCCUUGGAUUCUCUGAAAGGCGAGGCAGAGCUGAAACAGUGGCUACUUUCAAAUAAAUUAACUUAUAACCUGGAAGAACACAAGGUGAAAUCUUCAGAUGUUGAGUUACCAAAUUAUUGUGCACAGGGAAGUGUUUACUUUGGAGGCCAGCGGUGAUGCAAGAGAUGGCCGGGAGGCGCUUUCCACUCUGUGAUCUACUUCCGAACCUGAUUAACUUCAUGCACAGGAGCCGUGGAGAGGACCCUCUGACGGAGAAGUGAACUGGCAGCACAUGAGAGGAGUUUUUCCAAAACAAGUGGAUGAUCCUCUUUGAACAUUUUCUACUGAGAUACGGCGGCACUGUCUCAGUGACCCACUGCCCGAGGAGGAGGUCACCAUGAUCUCCACAGCUGUCCGCUGGCUCUUCCUCAUCUGCUUUAUCAUUCUGACCAUUGGUGGGAACAUGCUGGUAUGUCUGGCCGUAGGGCUCAGCAGACGACUUUGGCGCAUAGCUAACUGCUUCGUCGUGUCACUGGCGGUGACAGAUCUCCUGCUGGGCCUGCUGGUGAUGCCCCUGUCCGCCACUGUGGAGCUGCGCAGUGGGAAAUGGCCCCUCGGAGGAGCACUGUGUAACAUCUACAUUUCACUGGAUGUCCUCCUGUGUGCCGCCUCCAUCCUCACUUUGAUGGCCAUCAGUGUGGACCGAUAUCUAGCCAUUUCAGCUCCCCUUAGCUACUCCCGGAGAGUUACCCCUCUGAGGGUCACACUGGCCAUGAUCGCCAUCUGGGCCUUGUCACUGGCUGUGUCCUUUGUGCCCAUCCACCUGGGCUGGAACACAGUGGACUACAGAGUGCAGCACUUGGACUGGGGCAUCGGGGACGAGGACAAGGAGGGACGCUACUGCCAGUUUGAAUGGAAUAACAACUAUGUGCUUAUUUAUGCCUUUGGCUCAUUUUACCUGCCUCUGCUGCUUAUGUGUGGAAUGUAUCUUCGCAUAUUCAGAGUGGCGCGAGAACAGGUGCGGCGCAUUCGUGCUGCCACUCCAUCAUUUGCACGCUCGGCAUCGACUGCGGCCAUAGCUCGAGAGCACAAAGCUACCGCGACCCUGGCAGCUGUGCUGGGGGCCUUUGUCAUCUGCUGGUUCCCCUACUUCACCUUCUUCACCUGCAUGGGCAUAAAGGAAAAGACAAACCCGCCUAACACGCUCCACUCCGUCGUCCUGUGGCUGGGCUAUUUUAACUCUGCUCUCAACCCCAUCCUGUACCCGGCCUUCAACAGGGAUUUCCGCAGGGCCUACGCAGAGCUGCUUCGCUGCAGAGGACCGUCUCACAGAAAACUGCAGCUCACUCGUGUGUCCGUGCAUAAACGAUUGACCUUUACUAACGGUCAGAGUAUUCCCCGACAGACUGAGAAACAUACAGACACAGUUAAGAAGGAAGCUGAGGGGAAGAGCCUCGCCACACUCGAGGGAAAUGGUUUCCCCAUUGAGCCGAGCUGAAGUGUUGCUGAGCCACCGCUGGACCGUAGACUGGCAGCAAAAUGUUGAAAAUUACAAAGGCGCUCCACUACUCACAGCAACAGAUCGACGGUAUCAGUUAGAAUCUAACUCUGCUCAGUGUUUGGUGCCAAAGCCGAUGCAAUUCAUGUAAAAUGCGAGGCACAGCAUCGAGAAUGAACACAACUGGUCGCCUAUUAUCUUCUUGAUUGCACUGAAUUUUGACAAUCAGUGAAAUUCACAGUAUUGUUUUGUCUAUUUAUAAGAUGUACGUAUACAGCAUGUGGUCAUCUUUGUAAGCAUGCAACAUUGUCAAAUGUUCAAAAUACAGAGCAGGACGAGCUGAGCUGAGCUGAGUGGAAUGAAUGGAUGACUCAGUAAGAUUCCAUAAAGCUGCCCGGGGACACCGCUGGUUAAAAGUUUGCAAAUUGUUUAUUUUCUCUCUCCUCUGCCCAGCCAGCGAGGGUGAAUAAGUGACAAGCGAGUUGAUUUGAUAUGUAUGAUAUGUGCAUACGACCUUCCUGGAUGUUUCAGUUUGUAGGGAUAACUUUGAGAUGGAUUACUGGAAAGAAAGCUCACUGAUAAAUAUGAUAUCAAUUCAAAUUCAGCUGGUUUUAAAGCAACAUUAUGUAACAUUUUUACCUUAAAACAACAGCUUCAGAAUCAUUUUGACAGUACAGUGUCUUGUAACAAGAUGAAUGGUGUCACUUUCUCAGCCACUCCGCCCCCCAUGAAUUUCCAACACAUAACAUUGUUGUAAUGUAAUGAGUUUUGUUCUUAGUUAACACCUACAUUACAUGACUAACUGUCGCAGACCUGGGAUCUGUAUUUACGACGGUGGUGUUAACUUCAGAAACUGUGGAGAGGCGCUAAAUCACACAAAAUGCCAAUUUCUACACAUGUUGCUUUAUUUCAAUUACAUCAUUUACCAAAUAACAAUUUAUAAUUUUCAAUUAAUUAUAAAAUGAAUGAUGAUAUUUCAUUAUAAUAUGUUUUAUAAUAAAAUAUUACAUUCAAAUCAAGGGUAACUGCCUUCUGGCUUACUGUAUGAUUAAUGGAAGUAUUGUGUUGGUUUUGUGGUGCUUUUAAUGAUGAAUUGUAAUAAAGAUCAUCACCAAUAGUGUGCAGUUUUUCAUGCCUUGUCAGUUUCAAGACAAGGCAGGCUGACCGUGAUUAAAGUUUAAUGUGAGCCUCAGCCUUGUCAGUGGUACUUGACGUAGACUGAAACAGGAAAAGGAGAUUUAAAUCCCUGCUGGAAUAAAUUGAUGACUCGCCUCAGCCUUGUAAAGGAGGCUGCGCCGCUGAGGAGGAAACAUUAGAUCACACUUAGAUUCCUGAAUACAGGGUCUAAAAGUGGAGGCGGUGGAGCCAGCAGCUGCACGGCGACGUAUAAAAUGGAAGUCAUAAAAUUAUCGGAUCUAAUUCAGGUCAGGUGGCAGAGGAGUAAAAAAGGUGAGAAUGGAGGUGCGGGACCACUUAUGGGGAGCAUUAAAUGCAGCUGAGUCCUCUGAGCUGAGAUAGGAGUGAAUUUUUGACACCGUUUCCAGUCACAUCACGUCAGUACGUCUCCAGCACAAAGGUCUCUCAGAGUGCAGUGAAAUUGAGGUUAAAAGAGUUUGUCUCUAUAAAAACUUGCUGGGAAUCCAACAGAGAAAGGCUCCGUGGAUGUAUUUUAACAUGCAAUAGAUCAAGCCCGUCUCGGCGCAGACACAGAAAGAGUAAACAAAGGUGAUGUUGGCAGUAGUAGGUGGCAGUGACAGCUGUGCACGCAAAGAUUUCAAGAGUAAAGAGACUUGAUGGAGUCUACGGCAGCUGGCACGGUGACAAAUGUCACUAUCGUCGAAUGCUAUUUUAACAAAAAGGUGCAUCCAUCCAUCUUUAUACAACCAGCAUUUCAAAAACAUUGGAGGCACAGAUUUUUCUACGAAUGGUUGUAGUUCAAUCAUGUUUUUGUCACUCGUUAGCCUGUAACUAGUAACACUUUGCCUGUGGAACAUUCAGUUUUUGUUUUUUCUAAUAAUCCACCACUUUCCCACACCUCUUGUUGUACCCAACUUGUUUGAAAGUGGUAAAUCACUUGACAGAUUGCAUAUCCUCAUAUUGAAAAAUAGAGGAAAUUAAAGGUUUAAGUCCGCAGUGCAUAUUUGCAAUACAGCUUGCCGUUUCAUCUGUUCAACAAGAGAUGGAUCGGAGGGGAACUCUAGGAGCUUUUGGUGCAUUGUAAUACUUGUCCUCUGUGAAAUGAGCGAGAGAUUCAAGUUUUCAAUCAGGCUUUUUGAAAUGUUCUUUGUUGGUUUUGUGUGUCUGCUAUUGUGAUGGUAAAAUAAUAAAAUGGACAGUUCAAAAUAUCCUUACUUGGCUGCCAAAGAAACUAAAAAUAAAAUUGUUAAUCUGUGUCUUUAAAGCUCUGAAAUGUCUCUCACCUGCAAACUGUAUAAAGGGAACACGGACUCCUUAUCAUGUAUCAUAGAUGUAUUACUGUAUUAUGCAUGGAUAGAUAUUAA
Acanthopagrus latus (yellowfin seabream) is the source of this 3983-nucleotide messenger RNA. It is a transcript of the gene hrh2b, whose product is annotated as histamine receptor H2b. Gene Ontology annotation, cellular component: membrane. Gene Ontology annotation, molecular function: G protein-coupled receptor activity. Lineage: Eukaryota; Metazoa; Chordata; Actinopteri; Spariformes; Sparidae. The transcript has 3 exons. Gene Ontology annotation, biological process: adenylate cyclase-activating adrenergic receptor signaling pathway. The record is from RefSeq and is a predicted model, not a curated record. Bases 382 to 1482 code for a protein of 366 amino acids.